Molecule: messenger RNA, 2789 nt
Organism: Aureobasidium subglaciale EXF-2481
Lineage: Eukaryota; Fungi; Ascomycota; Dothideomycetes; Dothideales; Saccotheciaceae
Exons: 2
Coding region: 98-2656 (852 amino acids)
Biological process (GO): glycerophospholipid catabolic process
Cellular component (GO): cytosol
Molecular function (GO): A2-type glycerophospholipase activity
Source: RefSeq, a predicted model, not a curated record
CAUCUCUGAGAUUCCAAGAUUCUGAUAAUUAAGCCUCAUUGUGGCAGUGCUGUCUCAUCUUGUCCAUUCUCUACCAUCUUUCUUUCUGUGUAUCUACAUGCCUUUCUGGAACUCCAUCGUUAAUCACAUCCACAAUGCAAAUUCGCCUAUCUCACCAAUGCUCAGAUCAAACGCUUUCCGUCUCAACGUGAAGUCCCGUGGGGCCUGUCGCCGGCAACUUCACCAAGCCUCGCCAAGCUCCGUAAGUCUACGAAGGAUCACAACUCGAGGAGUUGCUGGUGCUGUAGUCUUUGCGGGCACUGUCUAUCUCAAUUAUCCUCCUCAAUUUCUCCAAGCCGACAGUUCAAAAGGAUCGGAUGAUUCUGAGGGUUGGUUCUCAUGGCCCGUGAUUGUCCAACAACCAAGUAGCCAGCCUCAGAACGAAGAGUCUCAGGGGAUAACCACCGGAAACGAUGUCAACCAAUCUCGACCGGGUCAACAGGCACCUCCAUCUCAGACUAAAGGUCACACAGCAUCCGACAUCAAUGAAACACUAGAAGCCUCUGAUGUAUCAGCAUGGCAUACCAUGGUUGGAAGCUUCGAAACUGCCAAAGACAGUAUCGUCAACUUUGAAAUCUCCAAGAUCGGAGAGAAAAUCGCUGGCACGAUUGUGCCGAAAUGGGUCAAAGUCUUACCCGGUUAUAUCUCAAAACUGCAGAGUGAACUGUCCAUGGCCCCCGGCUCCCUAGCAGAAGAAAUUUGGCACGAAGCAAACGACCCUGAGAUUAAUCCAGAGAUUAUUUGGGAUGCUCGAGUUCGAGUAUCGGACGAGAUCUGCAAAGAAGAGCGCGAUUUUCUCAAAAAGAGAAAACGCCACACGACUGCUGCGCUAGCCAGAUAUCUUGAUAUACCGGAGGCAGAUAUACACCCAGCCGAUGUACCGACUAUUGCAAUGUGUGGGUCUGGUGGUGGUCUUCGCGCCCUCGUCGCCGGCACUUCCUCGUAUCUCUCGGCACAAGAAGCUGGACUGUUUGAUUGCGUCACAUACACAGCAGGAGUCAGUGGUUCCUGCUGGCUGCAAACCUUGUUCUACUCAUCUGUUGGUCAGCAGAGCCACGGUCGCAUGAUCAAUCAUCUGAAAAGCCGCCUCGACGUUCAUAUCGCCUAUCCUCCAGCAGCUCUCUCGUUGCUCAGUAGUGCACCUACCAGCAAGUAUCUUCUCAGUGGAAUAGUGGAGAAGAUGAAAGGUGUACCCGAUGCUGAUUUUGGUCUCGUGGAUGUGUACGGACUGCUUCUAGGAGCACGUUUACUAGUUCCUAAGGGCGAAUUGGGUAUUUCGGAUCACGACUUCAAGAUUUCUAACCAACGACAACACACGGAUACUGGCGCAUAUCCUCUACCCAUCUAUACCGCAGUCCGCCAUGAGAUACCCGAGGUAGCACAAACACAGGACCGUGCCAUGAAUCUUCAGGACGAAACCUCAAAGGCGAUCGCGCGCGCAGAGUCAUGGUUCCAGUGGUUUGAGUGGACACCUUACGAAUUCUUCUGUGAGGAGUUUGGAGCCGGAAUCCCGACUUGGGCGAUUGGUCGCAAAUUCGAUGGUGGCUACAGUGUCUAUAGAGAUAAUGGUCUCGCUCUGCCUGAGCUUCGUGUUCCUUUGCUGAUGGGCAUCUGGGGAAGUGCAUUCUGUGCCACGCUGUCCCAUUACUACAAGGAGGUACGCCCUAUCGUUCGCAGUCUUGCUGGAUUCAGUGGUAUCGAUCAAUUGAUCGCCGAGAAAGAUGACGAUCUUACCAAAGUCCAUCCUUUCGAACCUGCCUCCAUUCCGAACUUUGCUGCAAACAUGGAGAAUCUACUACCCCAAUCAUGUCCACAGAGCGUUCAUGGUGUGACGACUCUGCAGCUCAUGGACGCCGGCAUGAGCAACAACCUUCCUAUAUACCCUCUUCUACGUCCGGGUAGAGAUAUCGAUGUACUGAUAGCUUUCGAUGCCUCUGCCGAUGUCAGACAAGAUAACUGGAUCAAAGUGACGGAUGGGUACGUCAAACAACGUGGUAUUAAAGGAUGGCCUCUUGGAGCUGGCUGGCCUACUGAGGAACUCACCGAGGAGCAGACACUGAAAGAACUUGAGCAAGCUCAGGCCACUACUGAAAAGGAAGCCACGGACAGGAUUGAACAUGCACAACACGUCAACGACUCCGACGCAGUCAUGAAGGGUGAAAAGGUUCCCGCCAAACCGAGUGACUUGGGCUACUGUACUGUCUGGGUAGGCACGACCGAAGAGCGUGAAAGUGACACCGAACCGCCUAUGUCGAAAAAGGUCGAGGAAGAUUGGGAAGUCAUGAGGCCAGAUGCUGGUAUUGCUGUCAUCUACUUCCCCUUCCUGAAAAACGACAAAGUGCCAGGUGUCGAUCCGCAGACAUCCGACUUCAUGAGUACAUGGAACUUUGUCUACACAACCGAGGAGAUUGACAAAGUCGUAUCGCUGGCUCGUGCGAACUUUGAAGAGGGGAAGGACCAAACCAGGCGCACGAUCCGUGCAGUUUGGGAGAGAAAGAGAAAUCAUCGUCUGGCGCGUGAGGAAGAAGCAAAAGAUAUUCGUCGUCAGACAAGGAUGAGGAAGGUCAACAAUAACAGAUGCAAGCAGUAUGGUGACCACGGCGACCAAUUCAGCUAAAGGUUGAAAAGUGGUGUGGAGUACAUGGAGUCAAUCAGGAUCCUAUAAGUGACUAUUAUAAUACCCAGCGUGGCAUCGCGCAUAGUAAGAAGUAAUUAAAGACCCGUUCAAGGAUAACCAAUUGGUCCCAUGU